CCUAUGAGCCAAUUAUUUCUUAGGCUUAAAUAUAUGAAUAGUCUACCGUAUUAAAAAUAAGUAUGAUGUCAUCUGUUUGUUCUAGACAGAGGUGAGAUGAUCUCAUAUAAGAGCAGCUAAGCGCUUCAAGAACAAUUUAGUCACCAGAGGCUUUUGUAGGUUUCAUUAGCUGGAUGAGCUCAACAGUACCGUUUCUGCAGUCAUCGGGAAGCCAUCCAGAGAUGUACUGGACACACCUAAACAUAGCCUACACAGCACUGACCACGGCGCGCGUUAAAUUAAAUAAAUAAAUAACGUUCUGCAGAAAAUGAGCUGAGUUUCUGACAAUAAGGUUGACGGCCCUAUUGCCAGCCAGCUCGCCGCUUCUGCUUCUUCACGAUGGACCAACUGGGAGACCCAGUGAUGUCAACAGUGAUGUAAAAUUAAGCAGGGAAGCCUUUCUACGUCCCCAAAGCGCACUACUGCAAUAACGCAAAUUGCGAAUGCGGCGGAUGCCAUUUUCGCCUUCUAGUAAACUACAGAGACAGGCGUUCAAGCUCAGACAGAUGAAACGCGCGCUCUUCGUCUUUUUUCGUAAAUACAGUAUUACCAGGUGGGGGAAUAGGGGUUGUCCCUUGAUGUCUGUGCACCAUCUUGCACUGUAUUGUCCGCGUCACAGUGAGGUCUCCCACAGUUGGCAUCCGUUUUUUCUCCAGGUCUACCGACGGUGAGCCGUGGGGCACAUCUCGACUGUUUCAGAAUCAAGGGGACUAUGCGUAAAUGCACGACGUAAAUUGGGGAAAGACUCGGCUCUGCGCGCGGUGGAAGAAUCCUCGGUGUCAUCAAUAAUCUGGUUUACACGGCGACUGGGCUCAGCCUGAGUAGUUGCGGGGUUUUCCUCCUUCUGAAUCCUAAUUUGACUACCUUUUGUAGGGUGGAGUCAACCCCGGUUUCUUAAUAUCACACAGCCUAAUCAUUUGCACUCUUCAGGAAGCCACCAUGAAGGACAACAUGGCCAACAACAGCACAGCCAGCAUCUCUCAGGCCAGGAAAGCUGUGGAGCAGCUCAAGAUGGAGGCUUGCAUGGACAGGAUAAAGGUGUCCAAGGCGGCCGCUGACCUGAUGGCCUACUGCGAUGCGCACAUACGGGAGGACCCGCUCAUUGUGCCCGUCCCUGCCUCAGAGAACCCCUUCCGGGAGAAAAAGUUCUUCUGCACCAUCCUCUGAGGCCGGCGCUGGGCGCCACUGCCCACGUGCACACACUCCACCCUGAGGAGAGGAGAGGAGAGGAGAGGAGAGACUACACAUAUUGCUGCCAGCGUCCGGCUGGCUGGCUGGCUUAAGAUUUCCUGGCCGCUGCCCAGGCGCUUGACUGGGUCAGCCCCCCCCUGGCUGAAGUGGCUGCAGGUGGGGUUGGGUGGGGUGAGUGGGGUUUAGGGAGAAAGGGGGUGAGGGGUGGUGUUGGGAAUGGGGGAGUUAGCUGUGGAUCUGGCAACCCCUUCAGUUUCACAUGUCUCCUUUAAAGGUGUAGUCAGUGGUUUUUGUUGUGAAAAUUUGAAAUCCUUCUAGACCUACAAUAAUGACUAAAAUCUGAAGGACAAUAGUUGACAGUUGUUCCUGUGUUUUCAGGAUCAGGUGUUUCCUAUGCAUGUUGGUAUUUUGUUUGAGGUGUUUUUUAUGCAUCUGUUGAGUAUUUAGGAGGUCCAGACAUGUAAACAAAUGCAUAAAAACAGAGGACCAAAGUGUAUUAAGUGCACACAGUAACAGUGGGGAAUGUUUUAUUAUUUAUCAUGCCUUCAGAGUUAUACAUCAUUAUCGUAAGCGCAGAAGCAUUUUUGCUUUUUGACAACAAACGCUACUUUCUGCGCCUUUAAUAGAUGUGUUAUUGCGUUGUAUUUAGAGAACCGCCUUGCUCACUGCUUAUGAGAUGCUUAUGGGUCCCCCUCUUUUAUUACACUUCUGUUGUUUUUCUUCUGAUUGUUUGCUAUACAUUUACAUGCCUCAGGAAAAAAAAUGCAAACCAAACACUGAUUAUCAUUGUGUGAGCACUGCACCGAUUUACUAUAUAAUUGAUCUUAAAUUCAGAAGUCAAUAACCUGGAGCAUUUUCCAUUUUCUGAUAUUGCAGCUGGAUGUGUUUCCCACAUUCAACUAUUAGUUAAAACACUGACAGACAUGCUCAUUGAAAUGAAAACAUUUGGUAAAUUACAAAAAAAACUAAAUGGCAAUAUUAUACUUUACUGUUUGCCUUUAACAGAAAUGGUCAGGUAUUAAACAUCUGAUUAUUUAUCUGGAUAUAAUGCAAAAGGUACCAGUAGUUAAUUUGUCUUAGUGAAAUGUUAAGUCAAAUUUCCCCCAAUUAUUGAUUUAGGGAGGUUUAUCUCAGUUUUUAAUGAUGUACUAUACUGUAUAAACUCUUGAAUACUGCAUUAUCAUCAGGGCCCAGCUUGAUUGCUUUACGUGCACUUGGGCUGCCCGAGUUCUUUACUGAAUUGUAAGCUUUAUGUAGAAGGUUAAUUAUUGAAAUGUAAAUUUGAAUGAGCAGAUCUUAAAGGAGUGGUGUUGACUGCUCGGACACUUUUACUCCCUCGUUACGGCCAAACAUUUAAUCACCAUACAUCUGUUGAGAUUAGGCUGGGGGAGGAACUCUCUGCAGAUAUAGGACUCUUUCACUGGCAUGAAACCAGAGUCAGCCCCAUCUGUCACACAGAAGCUAGUGAACAUCAAAGUGGCAGGGGCGCACUAUUGCGUGUCCCCCACAUCACCUCUCAUGUUACUCACAUCACAACACUGGCAUAAGAGGACACAUUCAUGCUACCCUUUCAGACACACACACACACACACACACACACACACACACACACACAUACAUUUGGUAGUUGCAAUUCAUCACAGGCUCAUUUGGUUUACCUUAAGGCUUCACCACUAUUUUCGUUCUAUUGUUUACUUUCUCUGUUGCCUUACGAUAUUUACUGGGCAUGUUUUCUGAUGGCUGGAUUUCAUUUUUUGUUCUAGAUUUGAUUUCCUUUCCUUGUCACGAUUUUGUUUUGUUUUUGUUCUCUGCCUGUCCUGAACUGAGCUGAACUGAACUGCGAGGCCUUUGAUCGUAUUGCCAAACCAAAGGCCAGCAUGUUUCCCCAUUCUGCUCUGACCCCCAAGAAGAGGCUGGAUUACCAUAGAGUGCGAUAUCAGUGCCAAGUACUGUGACAACGGCGUAUCCUCUACACUGUUACUUCACAGUCUUUUUGAGAAAAAAAAAAUCUUAUUUUAAAACAAGCACAAUGUCAAUUAUUUCCUUUACAUUGGUAUGAUUUAGCAUAGGCCUCCUUUGUUUUUUACAAAAGUUUUACUCUAUACUUAAGUCUGUGUAUGUAAAGCACAUCACUGAGUAUGAUGUAAUAUCACGUGAUGUGUUUCAGUCAUUUCUUCUGUAUUUAGGGUUGGCUAAUUUAAAGUGUUACAUAAAUUAGGUAGAGAAUGACUUUUUCUUAAGCAGUGUACUGAUCGAAGUGUUGUCCCUAAAUCCUCUUUUUGUCCAGAAUGGAAGAUUUGGGAGGAUCUCACAAAUGCUUUGCUUGACAUGUUUGAUAUCCUUGUUUAAUUUUAAUCUUGGUAUACAUUUACUUUUCAUACCUUUCAGGUUUUACUUAUUAAGAUAUCCACAGCCCUCAGAACUGGUUAACCCAAGUCACUGAAAAGGCUAAUGAACUUAAGUGAAUGGUGCCUGAAUCACAAAUAAUGCUUUUUCAGCGUUCUUGCAAAACCUUCUGAGGCGUGCACCACCCGUCUCAAUAAUCCUGAGCUAGAGGGGUGAUUUCAUACCCAAUUGAGACAUGUUAACCUUUAUAUAUCAGAAAAGUAAUUUGCAUGUACUGAAUCCCUGUUAAUAAUCUAGAAAAUGAAGAAACCUUGUGAUGAAAACACUUGCCUUUUAAGUAUAUGGUUUAUUGGUGCUUAUCUGCACUUUUCUUUUGUAGAAGUCUGGAUGUGUAGACAAUGUGCAGCUGUACAAAUGAAUAAAUUCAUCAUUAAAGACAUGCUUAUUAUUGCUUAA
Messenger RNA from Clupea harengus (Atlantic herring), 4032 nucleotides. RefSeq names its product G protein subunit gamma 4 (gene gng4). The record is from RefSeq and is a predicted model, not a curated record. Gene Ontology annotation, biological process: G protein-coupled receptor signaling pathway. NCBI's taxonomy places the organism in Eukaryota, Metazoa, Chordata, Actinopteri, Clupeiformes, Clupeidae. Gene Ontology annotation, molecular function: G-protein beta-subunit binding. Gene Ontology annotation, cellular component: heterotrimeric G-protein complex.